Messenger RNA from Ipomoea nil (Japanese morning glory), 1843 nucleotides. RefSeq lists its product as uncharacterized. The transcript is spliced from 7 exons. Gene Ontology annotation, cellular component: nucleolar ribonuclease P complex; ribonuclease MRP complex. Gene Ontology annotation, biological process: tRNA 5'-leader removal. Bases 618 to 1838 code for a protein of 406 amino acids. The record is from RefSeq and is a predicted model, not a curated record. NCBI's taxonomy places the organism in Eukaryota, Viridiplantae, Streptophyta, Magnoliopsida, Solanales, Convolvulaceae.
UUUGCUUCCUCUAGGCGGCUAUGGAUUUUCAUACAUGCUUCAGCUCAUAAAGAAGGGUUUGAGGCUUUACAGUCUGCCUGUAUACAACAGUAUAGAUCACUAGUUCUGUUGUUCUUAACCAUCAGAUGAAUGCCAGCACCUGCACAGUUAGUUGCAUCUCCCUUGAUGAUCGGCUUGCAAAAUUAGAAGUGAUAGGAUCUAGGACACUUCAGGUCCUUAAAAAGGCAUUACAUCCUGCUACCUGCAGUGCAGAAAAAUCAUCCCUGCUCAAGAAGUGUUCUGUCACUGGCAGUGACAGUGAAAGUCAAUUCGUGAAAAUAUUUGAGGAAGAUCAGAUUCCUUCUUUUGGAGUUGUUUCCCUUACCGUUGUUGAUCCUCGUACUUUUACCAAGGAAGGUAUUGCUAAUGCUCCAGAUAUAAAUGCUCUAGGAAUGCAACCUUAUAAAGAACAUGAAAUAAAAGGACAUGGUGGUUUGGUAGAAAAUCCUAAAGAGGAAUGCAAUUUACUUUCACGUCAAUGCUUAGAAUUUGAAGAAAGUUGUGAAUCAUCUGAGUGCAUGGAUUUGUGGCAUGUUGACAAAGAAUUAAGUCCUCCUGUAUAGGAAAGUGUUCUUUGCAUGGAGAGACACAAUCAGCGAAUGGAGUUGUUCCGGAUUGGUGAUAGAAUUUCUGGGGCAUCAAAUACUCCAAAUAAUAUGCAGCGUCCAAGAUCAUGUCCACUUCUGCUCAUAAAAAAUUACGGACAUAAAUCUUCUAUCAGAAGGUGGUCUAUCCUUCUCCCGCUAAGUUGGGUCAAGGUCUUUUGGAUUAGUCUCAUCACCAAUGGUGCUCAUGCAAUUGGUCUUAGAGAGAAGCAAUGGAUUGCAUGUGAAGCUGAGUUGCCAUACUUUCCUUCUGACUUUCCUGACUGCAAUUCAUAUUCAUGUUUUAUGAAAAUGGAAGCAGCUGCUGCUGAUGAAAAGGUGGAGAGAAAUCCUCCUUCCAUGAGACCCUUUGGAGUUCCAAUUCUACCUCCAUGGAACAGUGUUCACCUUGCUCUUGACAAAAAAUCAUUUGUGGAAAGAAAUUAUCAAGCGCAAUAUAAAGACUUCAGUGCAAAAGAAAGGACAAAAAAUAGCUUAGUGGAUUACAGUGAUUGUAGAACAUGCAGUCCAGAUGCAGAUGAUCAUUGUCAUAUUCCCUUUGUGGGGUUUAUAGCAAGGACAUCCUACAUUUUGAGUCAGUUUUUGGAUAAAAUCAAUGGAAGUCAUUUGCUUUUGUUUCCCAAAUUUCCAAAUAGGAAGGAGUGUAUUUCUAACUUCAUUAAAGACGAAAAAAUGGUGAAUGAGCACUCAGAUAAGGUCAUCUAUCGUGUAUAUUAUGGACCAAAUUUGUGUUUCGUAAGAGUAUUGCUGCAUGCCUACAGCAAAGGCCUUUUUGAAGGAGGAGCAGUGGUUUGUGCACCUCAUGUUGAUGAUAUAUUGUUGUGGACACAGAGAUUCGAAAAUCCUGACAGAGAACUUCAAAUAACUGAAUCUUUGGUGAGAUCAUACUUUGUGCAGCAAGAUGGAAAAUGGGAAUGUCAACUCCCUAUUGACCCUUCAUCCAGAGACUCUUAUAGGCUGCCAAUUGGUUUUGUUACAACAGGAUUUGUACAAGGAAGCAAAAAAGGUGUUGCAGUGGCGCUUUGUGAGGCAAUCAAUCUCGCUUGUCUAAGAGAGGAUCAAUGGAGGGCUCCAUCCAUUAAGCGGAGUAAGGAAAUCUAUGUGCUUGUUAGGAAUUUGAGGUCCAGUGCUUAUAGACUUGCCAUGGCUAAUAUAAUCUUGGAACAAAGAGAAGAAGAUAUUGAGUACAUGUAAUAGUG